AUGCUUGUGUUGGUAACAGUUUUUCUGGUUAAAGAUGUUCUACUGAGACGCAUACAGCACCAGUGUGUGAGGAGUAUCAGAGCCUUCAUGAACAAUAAGUACGGACUUACUAAAAUGUUUCAGAAAGGAGAUGGUUUGGUUAUAUUUGUGACUGCAAUGGAUCCUUUGAAUGAAGGAAUGAUGACUGACGUACUGCGAGUGAUAGCUGCAGUCUGUCUUGUAGCCGAUGGUCAUGACAGGAUACUGGAGGCUAUAACUACUAAUGGGGAAAUGUGUGGGUUUGGUCGGUUUGAUCCUAUACUCCAAGCGCUGAAAGGGACGAAAAACCCAGUCCUUCAACUAGCCUGCAUGCAGUUCAUUAACGCCAUUGUCAAUACUCCGGAUGAAUUGGAUUUCCGUGUUCACUUGAGGAAUGAGUUUAUGAGAUUUGGUCUUGGGGAAGUGUUAGCUCAACUUCGUGAGAUUAAUGUUCAAGAUUUAACACUUCACUUGGAUAUUUUUGAUGAGCACAGAGAGAAUGAUUUUGAUGAGGUCCAACAGAAGUUGAAAGCUAUUCAGUUUGAAUUUAAUGAUUGUGAAGAAGUGUUCAAGAUGGUCUACAGUGUGACACAGAAUACUGGAGCUGGACGCUUCUUGUUAUCCAUUUUACAGCAUCUAUUGCUCAUCAGAGAUGACCAAUGGGCAAGGCCACAGUAUUUUAAAUUGGUGGAUAAGUGUGUCUCUCAGAUCAUUCUUCACAAAAGUGGCUUGGAUCCAGAUUUUCACUACACUCAGAAAUUUAACCUGGACGUUGAUUCUAUUAUUGAGGGAUUUGUUGAUAGAGCUAGACUUGAAGACAUGGAAGUCAAAGUCAAAGAUUUGGAGACUAUGUUGGAUUUGGAACAAACAGCUAAAAAUGAAAUGGAUGCGGUUUUAAUGAAAACGACGGAACAACUCAAAGAAGCCAACAUCAAAUAUGAGACGGACAUCACUGAAAGAGACUCUGAGAUCAUCAGACUCAAGGAUGAGCUUGCAAAGAGACCAGUUAUAGUUCAGAAUGCUCCGGGUGGAGGGGGACCACCUCUCCCUCCUUCAGCUGCCCCUCCUCCUCCUCCUCCCCCUCCCCCUCCUCCCGGUGGGGGCGGAGCACCUCCUCCUCCUCCUCCCCCUCCUCCUCCUCCUCCAGGGGGUCCUGGUGCUCCUCCUCCUCCUCCCCCACCCCCAGGAGGUGGAAUCCCUCCACCACCACCAGGUCCUGGAUUUGCUAUUCCCAUUGGACCGCCUGUCAAAGAAAAAAAGAAAUAUAAAUUAGAUGUCCAGACAAGAAGAAUGAACUGGAAUCAAAUCAAGAAGCAGCAGCUGAGUCUUGACUCAUUUUGGGUCAAAACAAAUGAAGAGCAGUUUGAGUCCCUUGAACUCUUUCAAGACAUUGAGAAGACGUUUGGAACUGGUAAAGCACGCGGCGUUGAAGUUAGUGCAGGACCUAAACUGAAGUUACCCAAAAUCAAAGAACUUAAAGUGUUGGACGCAAAAUCAGCACAAAAUAUUUCUCUAUUGUUGGGUAAUUUGAGAAUGCCUUAUAAGGAUGUACGGGAUCUCGUAUUGUCAGUGGAUGAUAAGAUCACUGAACAAAUGUUGGAACAACUACUGAAGUACAUGCCAAAGAAAGAAGAGGUUGAACAGUUAUCAACUUUUCGUAGCAAAAUUCAAGAUUUAAGUGAAGCUGAACAGUUUAUAGUUGUUAUGAGUGAUGUGAAGAGACUUGAAGAAAGGUUGGAGUGUAUGCUCUUCAAAGUGAGGUUCAGUGAGGAGCUGGAGGAAUUGAAACCUAUGGUUAAUUCAGUGACUCAGGCUUGCAGAGAAGUUAAAAACAGCAAAAAGUUUUCUCAAUUAUUAGAGUUAGUAUUGUUAAUGGGAAACUAUAUGAACACUGGAUCAAGAAAUGCCCAAUCUUUUGGUUUUGAUCUUAGCUACCUCACAAAGCUUGGAGGAACUAAAUCGGCUGAUAUGACCACAACUUUGCUUCAUUUCUUAGCCAAUACUGUUGAAUUACGAUACCCUCAUUUGGUUGACUUUGUUGCUGAACUAAGAAAUGUUGAAGAAGCUUCAAAAUGUUCUGACGAGCUUAUAUCAAAGCAAGUGCAUCAAAUGGAAAGUGGUUUGAAAAAGCUGAAGGGUGAAGUAGAAAGACACAAGAAGCCUCAAGAUUCUGGAGACAAGUUUGCCAGCAGGAUGACUUCUUUUAUUAAAACUGCUCAAACUGAAUUUGACUCAUUAAAGCAGCAAUUUGAUUUAAUGGAGAAAAGAUAUGAAGAACUCUCCAAGUUUUUCUGCUUUGACAGGAAGAAGACAAGUAUGGAGGAAUUUUUUGGUGAUCUUGCAACAUUUUUACGAGACUUUGAGAGAGCUAAAAAAGAAAACCAGAAAAUUAGGGAACAAUUGGAAAAGCAGAGAAAGCAGAAAGAAAGAGAAGAAAUGGCAAAGAGAGAAAAAAUGAACAAAAUGUCUCAACCUAAAAAGACAAGACCUGGUGUCAUUGACAUCAGUAAAGGAGAUGAUGAUGAAGAAGGUGUUUUGGAUAACUUGCUUCAGUGCUUGCAGACUGGUAGUGUAUUCAAACAGGGACGAAAGCGUGGUGGAAAUAAAACAUCUGCUAUUCCUAAAGAUGGGCCAUCAAGAACACUAGUUCGAAUACCAAAAGUUUUAGGUGAAGAGAACAGUCAUUCACUUACUGACAAUCCUCCAUCUGAAGCAGAGAAACUUCUAAAGCAACUUCAAGGAGCACAAUAAUUUUUUAUUUUAGCUACAUUAAUUGUUCAUUUUCUAUCUAUGUUCUAAUAAUAGUUUAUGUAUGUAAGGCA
Amphimedon queenslandica is the source of this 2840-nucleotide messenger RNA. RefSeq names its product protein diaphanous homolog 2-like. Gene Ontology annotation, biological process: actin cytoskeleton organization; actin filament polymerization. Gene Ontology annotation, molecular function: small GTPase binding; actin binding. NCBI's taxonomy places the organism in Eukaryota, Metazoa, Porifera, Demospongiae, Haplosclerida, Niphatidae. The coding region runs from base 1 to 2769 and encodes 922 amino acids. The transcript has 24 exons. The record is from RefSeq and is a predicted model, not a curated record. Gene Ontology annotation, cellular component: actin filament.